Messenger RNA from Colossoma macropomum (tambaqui), 2348 nucleotides. It is a transcript of the gene slc35a2, whose product is annotated as solute carrier family 35 member 2. The transcript has 5 exons. NCBI's taxonomy places the organism in Eukaryota, Metazoa, Chordata, Actinopteri, Characiformes, Serrasalmidae. Bases 228 to 1370 code for a protein of 380 amino acids. The record is from RefSeq and is a predicted model, not a curated record. Gene Ontology annotation, cellular component: Golgi membrane. Gene Ontology annotation, biological process: pyrimidine nucleotide-sugar transmembrane transport. Gene Ontology annotation, molecular function: UDP-galactose transmembrane transporter activity.
UGUAGUAGAGCUGCUGUGGACGUCGACGCGGUAGCGCUGUGGGGCUGUUUGGACUUCUUGGACUGUUAUGGGGCAUUUAGCCUUUUAAAGCCACGAAAUGACAACGUUUAGGUUCGUUUAGUCAGCCUGUAGCUUAGAGUUCGUGAAGAAAAAGCGACGCUUGCUCGCUGGAGGUAGUUGUGAGGUGUUAGCGCGGUGCUAGCUAAGUCGUAACCGUCAAUGCCAGCAUGGCAGCGGGCAGCCAGAGUCCCGGCUCGGGAGGCGGUGAAGACAAGCUUCCCUCUCGCAGACAGAGCGAAGCCAACAAGAAGCUGAAGUACAUCAGUUUAGCGAUUCUGGUGAUCCAGAAUGCCUCGCUCAUCCUCAGCAUCCGCUACGUGCGGACGUUGCCGGGUGACCGUUUCUUCGCCACAUCUGCUGUGGUUAUGGCGGAGGUCCUGAAAGUCUUCACCUGCCUCGUUCUCAUCCUGUUUCAGAGGAAAGGGAAUGUGAAGGAGUUUGUGGUGUUGCUGUUUGACUCUAUAGUGGUCCAGUAUUGGGACACACUGAAGUUAGCAAUUCCAUCACUCAUCUACACCUUACAGAACAACCUGCAAUACGUGGCCAUCUCAAAUUUACCAGCAGCCACUUUCCAGGUGACAUACCAGCUAAAGAUCCUGACCACAGCGUUGUUCUCAGUGCUGAUGCUGCGAAAGAGCCUGUCCCGGGUGCAGUGGGUCUCCUUGCUGCUCCUCUUUGCUGGCGUGGCCAUUGUCCAGGUGGAGCAAGAUGGAAGCAAGCAGAAGGAGGCUAUAGGCUCCUCUGCUAACCAGAACUACGCCAAAGGCCUGGUGGCAGUGGUGGUGUCAUGCCUGUCCUCAGGCUUCGCUGGUGUUUACUUUGAGAAGAUCCUGAAGGGCAGUUCAGCCUCGGUUUGGCUCAGGAACGUACAGCUGGGCAUUUUCGGCACUCUGCUGGGCCUGCUGGGCCUGUGGUGGAACGAUGGUGCCGCCAUUGCUGAAAAGGGCUUCCUCUUUGGUUACACGCCCAUGGUGUGGGGUGUGAUCUUCAACCAGGCCUUCGGGGGCCUGCUGGUAGCUGUGGUGGUGAAGUAUGCGGACAACAUCCUGAAAGGCUUUGCCACCUCCUUCUCCAUCAUCGUGUCCACAGUCAUGUCCAUCUACCUCUUCGGGUUCCAUGUGGACCUACUCUUCACAGUGGGUGCUGGACUAGUCAUAGGAGCCGUGUACAUGUACAGCCUGCCCAAAUCUGCAGCGCCAUCGUCCAGCACCAGGUCCUCGCUGUCCUCUUCAAACCACAACAACAGGGCCGGAGAUUCAGAGACGGAUGAAUUCCUUCCAAAGACCUCAGAGAAGGAGAAAGGAAGCUAAACUGUGAAACACUUCCACAAGAAAUGAGCAGAGAGCAAGAAGCAAGAACGCGCCUCAGGACCAAAGGAGGGAAAAGGAGUAAAGUGAAAAGAAAAGUGCCUUCAUGUAAUAACAGUAUUCAGUUUAUAACCAGGAAUAUUUUAUUUUUCUAACGCUAAUCAUAACACAGAAUAUUUUACUGGACGACUGUGAUUGUGUUUCAAAUUGAAGUGGUUCUUUGCUGAGACCAUUUACUGUAUGGCUUAAACUUCAUUGUCCUUUUCCUCAUUAGACUGUAUGUUUUUUUCUUUAGCCAAACAACUGGUCUGUCUGGGAAUAUCCAGGCCAUGAAGUCAUUGAAAACUGAUUUUAAUAUUAAUACUUUAAAACCUGGAUGCUAGUACAAAAACACAUAUGCAUUUUCUUUGUUUACAUUUCUGUCUAUGAGGUUUAUGAGUAGUUUGUUUCCUCAGUGUAUUUUCUGGAUUAUUAUUUUUUUUAACACACUCAAAUGAUUAACACAUUUGUUCUGAGGUACUUGGCAUUGUUUACUUUAUAUUUUUAUAUCUUCGUCAUAUUAUUUGUUAAUAUUAUAGAAAGCAUUUAAGGAAAAUGGCUAACUAGAUUUUUUUUAUAGCUUACUAGAUUUUUUCCAAGUGCUCUUUUAACACUAAGCUUGAAAUUGCCUUCAAAAUGUGCCUUAACUUUUUUGCUAUCAGAGCACAUUUGUUUAUAUAUAUUAUGCUUUUUCAUACACUAAAAUUUACAUUUGGUGCAGUGGAGGCUCCAUUUAGUCACUCCGUUAUCAAAAGGCAAAGAAUUUGACAUUUUUAAGUGUGAAAUUAAAGUGUAUGUUGUAUUUAUAUGACGUUCUCAUUGGCGCCCUCUGCAGGAUACUCGCUACACUGACACCCUGGAAGAAUUUUACCAUGUUUAUAUUGUUAUGAUAAGUUUAGAGAUGGUGCUAAUAGGUUGAAUCGUUUCGCAUGAUUACAAGCA